Messenger RNA from Cinclus cinclus, 1773 nucleotides. RefSeq names its product kelch like family member 17 (gene KLHL17). Gene Ontology annotation, molecular function: protein binding. The record is from RefSeq and is a predicted model, not a curated record. NCBI's taxonomy places the organism in Eukaryota, Metazoa, Chordata, Aves, Passeriformes, Cinclidae. Bases 1 to 1773 code for a protein of 590 amino acids. The transcript is spliced from 11 exons.
AUGGAGGGGGGUGUGCAGCUCCUGAACCGUGACGGGCACAGCAUCUCUCACAACUCCAAGCGUCACUACCACGAUGCCUUCGUGUGCAUGAACCGCAUGCGGCAGCGGGGGCUGCUCUGCGACAUCGUCCUGCACGUGGCCGCCAAGGAGAUCAAGGCCCACAAGGUGGUGCUGGCAUCGUGCAGCCCCUACUUCCACGCCAUGUUCACAAAUGAGAUGAGUGAGAGCCGCCAGACCCAUGUGACACUGCAUGACAUCGACCCCCAGGCUCUGGAGCAGCUGGUGCAGUAUGCCUACACAGCUGAGAUCGUGGUGGGAGAGGGGAAUGUGCAGACCCUUCUUCCUGCUGCCAGCCUGCUUCAGCUCAAUGGUGUGCGGGAUGCUUGCUGCAAGUUCCUGCUCAGCCAGCUCGACCCCUCCAACUGCCUGGGCAUCCGGGGCUUUGCUGACACCCACUCCUGCAGUGACCUCCUCAAGUCUGCCCACAAGUACGUCCUCCAGCACUUCGUGGAGGUGUCCAAGACAGAGGAGUUCAUGUUGCUGCCCCUUAAACAGGUGCUGGACCUCAUUUCCAGCGACAGCCUCAACGUGCCCUCGGAGGAGGAGGUGUACAGGGCUGUGCUCAGCUGGGUCAAACACGACGUGGACAGCAGGAGACAGCACGUGCCCAGGCUCAUGAAGUGCGUGCGGCUGCCUCUGCUCAGCCGGGAUUUCCUCAUGAGCAACGUGGACACGGAGCUGCUGGUGCGGCACCACUCGGAGUGCAAGGACCUGCUGAUCGAGGCCCUCAAGUACCACCUGAUGCCCGAGCAGAGAGGGGUCCUGAGCAACAGCCGGACGCGGCCGCGGCGCUGCGAGGGGGCCAGCACCGUGCUCUUCGCUGUGGGUGGAGGGAGCCUGUUUGCCAUCCACGGGGACUGCGAGGCCUACGACACGCGCACGGACCGCUGGCACAUGGUGGCCUCCAUGUCCACGCGCAGGGCCCGCGUGGGCGUCGCGGCCAUUGGCAACAAGCUCUACGCCGUGGGAGGCUACGAUGGGACCUCUGACCUGGCCACAGUGGAGUCCUAUGACCCUGUCACCAACUCCUGGCAGCCCGAGGUGUCCAUGGGCACCAGGAGGAGCUGCCUGGGUGUGGCAGCCCUUCAUGGGCUCCUCUAUGCUGCUGGGGGGUACGAUGGGGCCUCGUGCCUCAACAGUGCAGAGAGGUACGACCCCCUGACAGGCACCUGGACCUCCAUCGCUGCCAUGAGCACCCGCAGACGCUACGUCCGUGUGGCCACGCUAGAAGGCAACCUCUAUGCAGUUGGGGGCUACGACAGCUCAUCACACUUAGCCACGGUGGAGAAGUAUGAGCCCCAGAUCAACACCUGGAGCCCCAUUGCCAACAUGCUGAGCCGCAGGAGCAGCGCGGGCGUGGCCGUGCUCGAGGGGAUGCUCUACGUGGCUGGUGGCAAUGAUGGCACCAGUUGCCUUAACUCUGUGGAGCGUUACAACCCCAAAUCCAACACCUGGGAGAGCGUGGCCCCCAUGAACAUCCGCAGGAGCACCCACGACCUAGUGGCCAUGGACGGGUGGCUUUACGCCGUGGGUGGCAACGAUGGCAGCUCCAGCCUGAACUCCAUCGAGAAGUACAACCCCCGCACCAACAAGUGGGUGGCAGCCUCGUGCAUGUUCACCCGCCGGAGCAGCGUGGGGGUGGCCGUGCUGGAGCUCCUCAACUUCCCCCCACCCUCCUCACCCACCCUCUCGGUGUCCUCCACGAGCCUUUGA